UAACAUCCAAGCCAAAACAAGUCCUCACACCAUCUGAUAUCAAACCCUUACUUUCAGUUUUCUAAGAAAUACUAUACAGCCAGAUAUCCAUGGCUAUUCGUUUGCCCAGUAUUAUGCAUGCUAAGCACAUUCUCCGACGAUCAAACUCAUUUAGAAAGAAAGUAUCUUCGCCAUCUAUAGAUGUUCCAAAAGGCUACAUUACAAUAUAUGUAGGAGAGAGUGAAAGGAGGCGCUUCGUAAUUCCUUUAACAUUUUUGAACCAGCCUUCAUUUCAAGAAUUGCUAAGUAAAGCUGAGGAAGAAUUUGGAUUCAAUCAUCCAAUGGGUGGUCUCACAAUCCCCUGCAGUGAAGAGAUCUUCAUUGAUCUCACUUCUCACUUAUAUGAAUUGUGACAUGGCGCCACUAAGAUAAAACCGUAGAAACAAUUUUGUAAAUCCAUGUAAAUUCUUUAUUUCUUUUAGGCAGAAGAAGAGAUGAGGAAUGUCCAUUUACUAAGAAAAUUACUAAUAGAAUUAUUGCAGUUCCUCUCACAUUCUUCAGAAAAAAUGUGAAACUGUGAACACAUUUGAUUGAAAA
Messenger RNA from Quercus robur (English oak), 576 nucleotides. RefSeq names its product auxin-responsive protein SAUR23-like. The transcript has a single exon. Lineage: Eukaryota; Viridiplantae; Streptophyta; Magnoliopsida; Fagales; Fagaceae. Bases 90 to 392 code for a protein of 100 amino acids. The record is from RefSeq and is a predicted model, not a curated record. Gene Ontology annotation, biological process: response to auxin.